This is a messenger RNA of Diospyros lotus (date-plum), 886 nucleotides long. RefSeq lists its product as uncharacterized. Lineage: Eukaryota; Viridiplantae; Streptophyta; Magnoliopsida; Ericales; Ebenaceae. The transcript is spliced from 4 exons. The coding region runs from base 57 to 728 and encodes 223 amino acids. The record is from RefSeq and is a predicted model, not a curated record.
GUUUGUAAAACGGGCGAUGUCAUACGGACCUUACCCAAACCCGAUUACAGUCGAGGAUGGGGCCGAAAAAGAGGGGGAAACGGAGGAGCUAUUCGUCUCCGACCAGAGAUUCAGCCAUCGGCUCACCGUCUCCUGGGUCGUCACCGUUUCCCCUCUCUCCGGCCAGAGGAGCCUCUGUUUUCGGCCGGGACGUGGUCGUCACCGAAGAGGACACCCUCGGUUUUUUCGAGAACCUGCAAAUCUCGCCCCCCGAUCCUAACCCUAACCCUAGGAGCUUCCCCUUCAGCGUGAAGCAACAAUGCUGGGAGAAAGCCGAGAAGAUCAAGGGCCGAGACCCGGAUCGCUGGCGCCGAGACCCACUUGGCAAUACCGUGUUCCGGAAGCUCGUGGGCUGCUCCGGUUGUCUCUGCCACGACUACGACCACAUUGUUCCUUACUCUAAGGGCGGUAAAAGUAUACUUGAGAACUGCCAAGUUUUACAGAAAAAGGACUUUUGUUCCAUGGCACACUCUUGGUGCAGGCAACAGUUAAUCGAUCGAAGGGCAAUCGGACAGACAUAUCCAGAGCAGAUCUUAUACAGAAAAGUUCAUACUGCAGGGUUUCAGGCCGUGACAUGGAUCUUCUUGAACUGUCAGCCUAUGGUAAUGUCCGACGAGCACAGGACUCCGGAGGAUGUAACAUUCAGUGAUCUUGUAAGCGUUGGCAGUGUAAAUGUUCUAAGACUUUAGGUGGAGAUGUUGAAAUUGUACUUAAAAUCUGUUGGCUAGUCAAAGGUAGCUGCGCUGCCUCCAUUGAUGACAAUUGCAUGUAGAGUACACUGAAACCAUUGUUCUACUCAUGCUUAUGAGAUUAUUGACGAACCAAUCCAUUUUGGAUUUUCUCUAUU